Molecule: messenger RNA, 1029 nt
Organism: Uncinocarpus reesii 1704
Lineage: Eukaryota; Fungi; Ascomycota; Eurotiomycetes; Onygenales; Onygenaceae
Product: developmentally regulated GTP-binding protein 1
Exons: 9
Coding region: 1-1029 (342 amino acids)
Biological process (GO): cytoplasmic translation
Cellular component (GO): cytoplasm
Molecular function (GO): GTPase activity; GTP binding
Source: RefSeq, a predicted model, not a curated record
AUGGCGACCACCGUCGACAAGAUCAAAGAGAUCGAGUCCGAGAUGGCUCGAACUCAGAAGAACAAGGCAACAUCGUUUCAUUUAGCUGGCUUUGAUGUCGCCCGUACCGGUGUAGCGAGCGUUGGCUUUAUUGGUUUCCCGUCCGUCGGCAAAAGUACUUUGAUGAGCAAGUUGACUGGCCAGCAUUCUGAAGCUGCUGCCUACGAGUUUACGACCCUGACUACCGUGCCCGGCCAGGUCAUAUAUAAUGGUGCCAAAAUUCAAAUUCUUGAUCUGCCUGGAAUUAUCCAGGGCGCAAAGGAUGGCAAAGGCCGAGGACGACAGGUUAUUGCUGUUGCAAAAACUUGUCAUUUGAUUUUCAUCGUUCUCGACGUCAACAAACCAUUAACGGACAAGAGGGUUAUCGAAGCAGAGCUGGAAGGGUUUGGUAUCCGAAUAAACAAGUCUCCACCGAAUAUCGUCUUCAAAAAAAAGGAUAAAGGCGGAAUCUCGAUCACUAGCACUGUGCCUCUGACCCACAUUGAUCAUGAUGAAAUCAAAGCCGUCAUGGGUGAAUACCGGAUUUCUUCUGCGGAUAUCGCUAUUCGCUGUGACGCGACGAUAGAUGAUCUAAUAGAUAUCCUGGAGGCUAAAAGUCGAAGCUAUAUACCGGUUAUUUACGCUUUGAACAAAAUCGAUUCGAUAUCGAUUGAAGAAUUAGACUUGCUUUAUCGCAUUCCCAACGCAUGCCCGAUCAGCGCGGAGCAUGGAUGGAAUGUCGACGAAUUAUUGGAGCAAAUGUGGGAGAAGCUCAAUCUCAAACGAAUCUAUACGAAGCCCAAAGGAAAAUCUCCGGAUUACACCGCUCCGGUGGUGCUGAGAUCCAACGCUCGCACCGUUGAAGAUUUUUGCAAUGCCAUCCACAAAUCCAUUGUGGAGCAGUUCAAGCAUGCUAUUGUUUACGGCCGUUCGGUUAAACACCAACCGCAAAGAGUAGGCCUUAGUCAUGAACUCGAAGACGAAGAUAUCAUUACAAUUAUAAAGAGAUAA